Molecule: messenger RNA, 1617 nt
Organism: Dracunculus medinensis (Guinea worm)
Lineage: Eukaryota; Metazoa; Nematoda; Chromadorea; Rhabditida; Dracunculidae
Source: the annotation of a GenBank genome assembly
AUGCUAAACGAAUUGAUAAAUGAUUCUGGAUGUCGCUUGGUUGGUAGCAGCUGUGGAGAAAAUAUGGUACUCGAAAUAUUUUCAAAGCUCAAUGGAUCAUGCGUUGACAAAUGUGUUUGUGCAAAUAAUUCUGUGGAAAAUGAUACAGGAUGCGUCAAGUGUGAUUGGGAGGAGGAUGACUCAGAUGAUGCGGAUGAUAAUAAUGAUGAUAGUGAUGAUAAUGCCACUUCUUAUUAUCCUACGCAAACCUAUAGAUUGGGCCAAAGGAUUUAUGAUAAAAGAUGUAUUAUAAGUGGCCAAACCUGUGGCAUUAAUAUGCUCUUCGAAACCAUCAAUCAUGUGAAAAACGCUUAUUGUAUCCAAAAAUGCGUAUGUGACCGCCAUUCAAAAGAAAAAAAUGGAGAAUGUAUCGCAAAACAAAAUUCAGAGUGUGCCAAAAAUCUAAGGAAAGCAUUAAAAAAGAGAAAAGACAAAGAAAUAAGGUGUAUUCGAACUGGAACAUGCAAGCUGAACAAAAUAUUUUACGAAAUACAAUGCAUACUACAAGAAUAUUCCUGUGGACCAAAUAUGCAACUGGUUGUGAUUGACAAAAGGCCCUCCAAUAAUGUCAAUCGUUGGAAAUGUGUCAUGCAAUGUCAAUGUGUCUAUGGAUAUAUUGAAACAAGCAAUCGAUGCUCUGAAAUAAUCAAAGGAGUGAAAGAGAGGAUGAAUUGCAUGCGUGGCAGAUGCUCGCUUAAUGAAGCAGUGCAAGAUAACGGUUGUUCGUUAAAAGAUCAAUUCUGUGGACAAAACAUGAAAUUCGCCUUAAUAAAACAAUCCACGUACCGUAAUCAUAUUUCCUGUAUUGUACAAUGCAAAUGUGAAGAAGGAUUUGAAGAAGAAAAUGGCCAAUGCAUCAGAGAAUAUAUGGAAAGAAGUAUUUGCAUACGAGAAGAAUGCACGCUUAAUGAAAUAGUCUAUGACAUUAGUUGUUCACUAAAUGGUCGCUUCUGUGGACAGAAUAUGAUAUUCAUUCUAAUUAAACGAUCCAAGUACCAACAUUGUAUUGUGCUAUGCAAGUGUGCAGAGGGCUAUAAGGAAGAAAAUGGCCAAUGCAUUGGACAACAUGAAAAAACGAGACAACAUGGAAGAAGAACAAAAAAUAUUUGCUUGGAAAACGGUUGUAAAGCGGGGAUGACAAUCCAUGAUGAAGGAUGCCAUUUGACUGGAGAAAAAUGUGGAAACAAUAUGAUAUUCACGGUGGUCAGUAGUGGAGUUCGUCGCAGAACAUAUUCGAUUUAUUGCACACAGCGAUGUAGUUGCAUAAAUUCUGACUUCUUUGAAAGAAAUUCUGGUUGUGAAAAAGAAAGUACCACUGAUGAUUUAUCGAGUACCACUUCGCUUUAUGCCAUUACUAAUGGAAUGCACGAUUUUAAAAUGUAUAUAGGGAAAGAAUACCAUCUUGGCGAAGAAAUUUCUGAUCUCGGUUGUCGUUUAAGAAAUCUUGAAUGUGGAAUCAAUAAGAAAUUCAUUACUGUUGAGGAAUUUUCUGCCGAACACGAUCCAAAUAUUAAAGGAUGUAUCGAACGGUGUAGCUGUAUUUUGGCGGAAGCUGGUGAUUGCAUGCAAAAUUUAUAA